CACAGCACUUAGAAAUCAACUGUCCCUCAACCACCCCCACAAUCUCAGACCACUGUCUCUGAGAUGGAAAAUGAGCCUUUUCUCUCCCUCCAAUCAAAACCUCAACUUCGACCCACUGUUGAAGACGACCAUCAUGGCACACCAUCAGAAAUCCAAGACAACUCACAAAUUCAACCCCCUUCAAAGAAGCAUGGUUAUCUCCAUCGAUGUAAAACGGCUCCAGCCAUGGCUGUCAUGCGUGACCGGAAGCCUAAAACACCCCAACUGCCUAAACCAAAAUCCGAGUCCAGCACCAUUAUCAGGCAAGCUUUUUUCUUGCUAUCCCUUUACUUGUUGCUCGGUGUGGCUAUUUACUCUUUCAACAGAGAUGAAUUCUCGGGUAUCGAGACUCACCCAGUUGUUGAUGCUUUUUACUUCUGUAUAGUCACCAUGUGUACCAUCGGCUACGGUGAUAUAACCCCUUUAACCCCAGCUACCAAGAUCUUCGCUUGUGUUUUUGUGUUGGUUGGUUUUGGUUUCAUAGACAUAUUGUUGAGUGGGGUUGUAAGUUAUGUCCUGGAAUUGCAAGAGAACAUGAUUUUGACUGGUAUCCACAUCAAGAAAUCGCAACAAGGGUUUUCAGCUAGGAACUACAUCGUUGAUGUAGAUAAAGGAAGGAUGAGGAUAAGGCUUAAAGUUGGGUUAGCACUUGGGGUCGUGGUGCUGUGCGUUGGAAUUGGAACCUUGAUGUUGUAUUUCUUGGAGAACUUGGACUGGAUCGACUCGGUUUACUUGUCGGUUAUGUCUGUUACUACGGUUGGGUACGGAGAUAGGGCAUUUAAGACCCUGCCUGGAAGGUUGUUUGCGGGUGUUUGGCUAUUGAUUUCAACGCUGGCUGUGGCUAGAGCCUUUUUGUAUUUGGCUGAAGCUAGGGUCGAUAAGCGGCAUAGGAGGAUUGCCAAGUGGGUGUUGCAUAGAGAUAUCACUAUUCAGGAUUUACUAGCUGCUGACAUCAAUAACGAUGGCUUCAUCAGUAAAUCGGAGUAUGUCAUUUACAAGCUGAAAGAGAUGGGGAAGAUUGGGGAGAAAGAUAUAUUGCAGAUAUGUGAUCAGUUCAGCAAGCUGGACACAAAUAACUCUGGGAAACUAACUCUUCCACAGCUCUUAGAAAAUCGCUUGUGAUAUUAUUCUUCAGAUAAGCUUAAUUUAUAACUUAUAUUCUUUUGGCUAGAGAUUCUAGAGGUUAUCAUUUCAUUCUUGGAUGAGCAUUGAAUGGGAAAUUUUAUGCACAUUCAAGCUAGAAGAACUCAAUUCUAUACGUUUCUCAAGCCGCUGUGAUGUGAAAAAGAAAAUGGAAUUAGCAGAAAGAUAGAAUGGGCAACAAGAUGCUUCUGAUAUCAUUAGGGUCUGAAAUCUGAAUUGUAAAUCUUUGUUGUCAAUGUAUUCAUUAUCCAGACAAUGGAAUACAAUGGAAAGUAGAUAUAUUUCUAAA
This is a messenger RNA of Gossypium raimondii (Peruvian cotton), 1471 nucleotides long. RefSeq names its product two-pore potassium channel 5. Gene Ontology annotation, molecular function: calcium ion binding; potassium ion leak channel activity. The record is from RefSeq and is a predicted model, not a curated record. Gene Ontology annotation, biological process: stabilization of membrane potential; potassium ion transmembrane transport. The transcript is spliced from 2 exons. Gene Ontology annotation, cellular component: plant-type vacuole membrane. The coding region runs from base 64 to 1161 and encodes 365 amino acids. Lineage: Eukaryota; Viridiplantae; Streptophyta; Magnoliopsida; Malvales; Malvaceae.